CUGCUGCUAUAUUACUGUGUUCACUGGGUUAUAUACAUGAUUUUGUUAAUUUUUCUAAUUUUUCUUGUAUAUAUACUUGAUGGUUCUUCAGAUGCAGAGUAAAUCUUACAAACGUAGGCUGCGCCGAAAGGCAGAAAAAGAGAGACAAAAAAAAAUUAGACGCGAUGAAGUAAUUAGAAUAGUGACACAAGCUCAGAAAUCUUUUGGAGAGGAAUCAAGUGAAUCAGAUGAAAACUCAGAUGUGUCAUUAGAACAACUUAAGAUAUUUUGUGAACAAAGUCAAGAAACUGUUAAUAGAUUUUCAUGCGACAGAACUGAACAUACAGGAGAAUCUGAAGACUUUGAGUAUGAAAUAAAUAAUGAUGGCUUCAUUUCUGAUAGUGAGGAAGAAUUAAGUCAAUGGUCUUGUAACGAUGAUAAUACGAAUGAUAGCAGUGCAAAUGAGCAGUCUGGAUUUACUAGUGACAAUGAUGAUGAUAAUGUUGUUCAAUUUCCUAACAAUGAAGCUAAAGAAUUGUAUGUUAAAGAAACAAUCCGUGAGUGGGCAUUGGAGGGGGGAGCUCUCUCCAUGAAGAAACUUAAUAAUUUAUUAUUGAAUCUCAAUGUAGUACACCCUACUUUGCCAAAGAAUUAUAAGUCAUUAUUAAAAACUCCCUCUCAUUUAAAUAUUGUAGAAAUAGAACAAGGUCAAAUAUGGUACAAAAGCGAUUUAAUCUUGAUACUAUGUUAUUGGAAGAAUAUUUAGAAACAUAUCAUCAAAUUUGCAUUGAUAUCAACAUGGAUGGACUUCCAAUCUCUAAAAGUUCACCGCUUAAAUUUUGGCCAAUAUUAGGUCGUCUUAUUGGUUCGGAAAAUGAGCCAUUUGUUAUAAGCAUCUAUUUUGGAAGAACAGAUCCCACUGAUAUAAGAAGCUUUUUAAAUAAUUUUGUGAAUGAAGUUGAAGAUUUAUUUCAAAACUUUCAAUGGAAUUACAUAUCCCUUUCUUAUAAGAAAUUUCAUUCUUGAUGCACCUGCUCGUUCACUGGUGAAAUGCUGUGUAGGACAUGGAGAAUAUGGAUCAUGUGAAAAAUGCACUGUUAUAGGAGAGACUGUACAUUCAAGACGGGUUUAUAUUGAGCUCAAUGAAUUUAAGGACAGACGAAUCAUUUAAAAAUAGGGAACAACCCCUUCAUCAUUGUGGACAAUCACCUCUUGAAGAGAUUAACAUUGGGAUGGUUUCUCAAUUCAGAUUAGAUCCAUUUCACUUAGUUUGGCAUGGAGUAUUUAAGCGACUUCUGGAGGUGUGGCACAAAUGGAAUGGUCCAUGGAAAUUGCAUAGAGAAAUAAGAUGGAAUAUAUCUUUUCUCCUUCUUUCCAUAGCAGAUACUUGUCCAAGAGAUUUUGUAAGAAAACCAAGACCACUAAAAGAGUGGACCAUGUAUAAAGCUACUGAAGAACGUCGUCUAUGUCUUUAUGAUGGCAUUGUAGUUUUUAAAGAUAAUCUUCAACAAAAUGUUUACCAUCAUUUUCUAAUGUUGCAUGGUGCUCUUACCAUCCUAUCUUCUCCCGUGCUCGUUCAGUCAGAGGUCAUGUGUCAUUAUGCUGAUAAUUUAUUGCGAGCAUUCAUUAAUCAUUCUAUUGUAAUUUAUAGUAAAAUGUUUGUGGUAUAUAAUGUGCAUGCACUUGCCCAUUUAGCUCAGGAAUGUAUCUUUCACGGAACAUUAGAUAAAUUUAGUGCCUUUUCUUUUGAAAAUUUUUUAAAAUCUUUCAAGAGUUUGCUUAGAUCAGGUUAUAAGCCUUUGCAACAAGCUGCACGUCGUGAUCUAGAAAGAACAGCUUCAGUGUCAGUGCAUCUUUCAACUAAUGAUAAAAAAGUUACUUUGUCACAUAGGCAUUAUUAUCAAGGCGAGGUCAUUGAAGGUUCUUAUUUCCAAAGUAUUUCCAUUGGUGAUGUUGUUUUAAAGAUUGGACGGAGAGACUCUUGUUUUAUGACAAUUGAUGGGAAUGUUUUUGUAUUACUAAAUGUUGUGAAAAGACAAGAAAAUAUUUACUUGAUUGCAAACAAGUUUAACAAAAAAGAAGAUUUUUAUGUAUAUCCUUUCCCGUCAUCUGUUGUUCGUAUUUUUAAAGUAUCAAAUCUCGGUGAUGAAAAAAUUGUAGUAGUAUUGACAGAUAUUCAAUCAAAGUGUUGGUUAAUACCUUACAAAGAAUUCUUUGUUUCAGUUCCUAUUUUGCAUUCUAUGCCUAUGUUUUGACUUUUUUGCUCAGCGUUAUGUAAUAUACAGGCGACUUUCUAAUAUUACUAUUUUUUUGGCAUUUGUUUUAUUUUAGUUUGUUGUUUUAAAAUUUGUACCCGAUAAUGACAACAAUAAUAUUUACUACGAUAUCGGUCUCUCAAAGUAGUUGAUUGGAGUGAAUGAAGAUAUGGAAGGUGAAACGUAUUGGCCACCACAUAAUGUUGAAGCCGAAAGCUUGGUCCGUAAAGAAGUAAAUGCAAAUAAAAAUUGGCCCAAAUAUCGUGUACAUAUCAAGAGAUAUCACGGUACAUAUUUGUUUUUAUUUACUAAAGUCUUUUUUGUUUUUGUUUUAUACGAAUAUAUGUGGGCGUAUAUGGAUUUGUGAUUUUAAAAAAUUGUCCGUUUUGGUAUUAUACUUAUUGUUUGGUAUGCUAAAUUAUAGAUGAAUACAUAAAAGCAAGAAAUAAUGUUAAAGGAAUUACUAAACAUGAUGAUUCUAAUUAUAAAACAGAAAAGGAAUUAGGUAGAGGCAUGCGUAAAAAGACAAAUAAGAUAUUAUCGUCAACAUCAUCUUCAGACUCUGAUGAACAAAAACGUGUAAAAAAAUCGACCAAAUCAGUUGCAACUCCUCCAAAUGUGCAACCACCUCUUCAUUGUAAUUUUUAUGGUUCAGUCCCUUCGUAUUCACACUUCAAUGAAAGUCAGAAGAAGAAGAAACUUAACAUCAAAGUCGACGCGCAUAAAUCCCAGAGGAUACAGAAGCAGCAAGCUUCUCUUAAUUGCUCUAGUAUUAAAAGAAAAGCAGUACUUGUACAAAAUGUAUUGGAUGCAAGAAAAAGAGCAGCAGGGCAAAUUUAAAAAAAAUUGUCUUUACAAUCCCUUUCCAGCAACCGAAUUAUUAACGAUAUAAAUUCGCUGAAACAACUUCCUCAGAAACACCAAAUUGAAUUAGUGCAUACUGAGAGAUCGAAAUGUAAUAAACAGACAUUAUCUGAGAAUAAAGUGACUGAGAAUAAUAAUAAACUUCAACAGUCUGAAAAAAUCUCACCGUUACCUAAUGUUGAAAACAACUCUGAUUUUGAGAAUUCAACGGACUUGACUUAUAGUACUGAAGAUUCUACAGCAAAUUAUGUAGCAGUUAAAAAAUCUAUGCUUCAUACUCAUAUGGAUAUUCCCUCUAAAGCAGCAUUAAACGAGAAUAUGAAGUUACCACAGUUUUGCAACAAGAAUACUAAUGACGAGAGUCAGAAAUCUUCCUUUAAGUUGCCGUCGUCCGAGACAGGUAAUAAAAUGCAAGGUUAAUAUUCUACAUUAAGUUGUUAUCUCUUAACAUGAACUAGAGACAAUCCAAUCAAAUUUACAUAUUUAAUAUACUGAAUAUUCCUUUUUUCUCAUUUUUACUUAUAAUUACAAUUAUAUUAAUAUGAAAAGUAAAAAUUAAGCCUCUUAUAUCUGUAUCUGCUCUAAAAUUAUUUUCUCUAUAAAAGCAGAAAUAAAAGAAAUAAAAAUUUGUGAAACAUUCAUCAAUCUAAUUGUUAAUACGAAAAAUUGUGUCACUUAAAAAAUUGAAAAAUGCUUUUUUUCAGAUUUGAGACUUCAGAUUAUUAAGGUUGAUCGGAAAUUGGAAGAAAUAAAUUGUAAGAUAGAUACCGUUAUUAUGAACCAAGGAAAACUAAACAGGUCAUUGCUUCCUCAUGAAAAGAAAAGACUGAAACCCCAUAACAUGCCUCGUUUGCCUUUAACCAAUCAAAGUGAUGUCCAGGCAAUGGAGAAAUAGCUGUGUGAUGAUGAAAACAGCAUUGCUUUGUGUGAUUAUCUCACCUCUUUUGGGUCCACUAAUGAUAAAAAGAAAGCUGUUACCACAAUUAUGCAAAAACUAAUGUAUAAUUCCUUGGCAAAGCAUUACAAUUUUGAUGGCCAUGGUGAGAAGAUAGGCUUUAAGACACUCAAACUAUGGACAGUUAUUGAAGGUAAAAUUCUAAUGUUUUCUUAAUUUGCUCUUCAAUUAAUGUGUUUUUCUACCUUUUUUUUUUGCAAAUUUGGAGUACAACUUUAUUUCAACAAACUCUGAAAUAAUAAUCCUAUAAUUUUUAUAUGCAUUAUAUUCAUUGUGUCACACUAUGAUUAUACAUAUUUUCUCCAAAUUUACUGUGCUUAUAUCCUUGCUGCAAAUGUAUUCUGUAAUUUCUUUUAACUUAAUCUGAAUAUUCUUAUAAAUAUAUAUCCUUGAAUGAUUUUAUUAUUUCUCGUUUUGCAGGAACUUUGUCAGUUAAAUUUUUGGAGAGCGAUCUUGAAAUAGCAAUUAAAACAAUAAAGUCAUGGCUACGAAAUGCCAGUGGUAAGAAACAAGAGGAGGAAUCUAAUGGCUCUGAUAGCCAAGGAUAGCCUAAGUUUCUUUCUUUUUCUUAGAUUUCUGUCCAGAUUGUGAUAUUAUAAGUUUUCUAUAACAUAAUUUUAUUUUGCGGACACUUAAAUUAAUGUGAUACUAUGAAUCUAUGAUCUAUGCUAUGAAUUUUUAUUUUAGAACAUGUGUUGUGAUACUAUGCUAUGAAUUUUUAUUUUAGAAUAUGUGUUGUGAUACUAUGGUAUGAAUUUUUAUUUUAGAACAUGUGUUGUGAUACUAUGCUAUGAAUUUUUAUUUUAGAACAUGUGUUGUUAUAUAAAAACAUCACUUCUUUUCAGAUCUUA
Molecule: messenger RNA, 4904 nt
Organism: Monomorium pharaonis (pharaoh ant)
Lineage: Eukaryota; Metazoa; Arthropoda; Insecta; Hymenoptera; Formicidae
Exons: 2
Coding region: 1122-2234 (370 amino acids)
Source: RefSeq, a predicted model, not a curated record